Gopherus flavomarginatus (Mexican gopher tortoise) is the source of this 3052-nucleotide messenger RNA. RefSeq names its product oocyte zinc finger protein XlCOF6-like. The record is from RefSeq and is a predicted model, not a curated record. The coding region runs from base 368 to 2776 and encodes 802 amino acids. Lineage: Eukaryota; Metazoa; Chordata; Testudines; Testudinidae. Gene Ontology annotation, biological process: regulation of transcription by RNA polymerase II. The transcript is spliced from 4 exons. Gene Ontology annotation, cellular component: nucleus. Gene Ontology annotation, molecular function: RNA polymerase II transcription regulatory region sequence-specific DNA binding; DNA-binding transcription factor activity, RNA polymerase II-specific.
UCCAGGGGAGCGGAGAUGGGGGGAUCCCCUCCCCCCGGGCUGGAGGAGCCCAGUCAGCCCCCAAGGCCAGGCCGGUCUCUGGGUUCCAGGGGCGCUGGCAGUUCUCUCAGCACCUGUCUCAGGACACUCGUGUUUCUCUGAAAUCCCCAGCUCCUGGGUCUGUGUCUGGGCAGCCCGGCUUUGGGGAAAGAAGCCUGACCCCAGAGCCCCUUGACAGCUGGGAGGGCGGGCGAGAUGCCCCUGGGCAGGGUGGUUUUAAUGUCUCCUGGCUUGGGGCCUGCGGCUCUGGCCAUGAUGUCAGUGGGGGCUUUGCUCCAGCCUUGCCCAGGGGAAGCAGCGGGGGGGGCUGGGACAGGGCGGGAGUGAAAUGGACGAGCACCGGAUUUCUCCUCUCCUGAGAUCAGGGUCCAGCUCUGGGCACAAACAAAAUCAAUUCAAGAAUCUGGCACCAGCCUCUGGUGGACGCUGGUCCACAUCCCAAGGGCCGGUGGCAUUCGAGGACGUUGCGGUCUAUUUCUCCCUGGAGGAGUGGGCAGCGUUGGCCAAAUGGCAGAGGGAGCUGUACCGGGAUGUGAUGAAGGAGAAUUACGAGCUGGUGGCUUCAUUGGGGCAUCCUGCUGUCAAGCCUGAGAUCAUCUGCCAGAUGGAGCGAGGGGAAGAGCCAUGUGUAGGGAAUCUCUGGGGCUGGAAAGACAGAAGCACAGCCCAGAACCCCUGCUCAGCAGAUGGUGAGAUGAAGGAUGAUGAUGAGGAAGGUACUAGAACCCUGGAUCUUCCCAAGACAUCCCCAGGACAGACCGGAGGGGACCUCCACCAGCACUCCAGGAAAAAGCAAAGAUGCAAGAGUCAGAGCAAAUCACAAAAGCAGCAGAGAAAUGUCAUGCAAAAAAAACUCCUGCCCCUCCCCAGGCCCCAGAAAACACUGCUACAGAGACAGGAUGCAGAGCAGAAACAGGACAGCCAGCAGGAUCAGACACACCUGACUGCCCAGCAGGGAGAGCCCACAGGAAGGAAACCAUUCACAUGCCCUGAAUGCGGAAGGAGCUGUGCGAUGAAGGGCAACCUCAAAAUGCAUCAGCGAGUGCACACGGGGCAGGGGCUGUUUCCCUGCAGCCAGUGCGGGAAAUGCUUCACCACCAAGGGCAACCUCAAAAUGCACCAGCAGAUCCACACGGGGGAGCGGCCCUUCAUGUGCACCGAGUGCGGCCAGGGCUUCGUUCAGAACAAAUUUCUGAAACUGCACAAGAGGCUGCACACGGGAGAACAUCCGUUCCCCUGCCCUGAAUGCGGGAAAUGCUUCAUCAGCAAGGCCAUUCUGAAGCUGCAUGGCAGGACACACGGCAGGGAGCGGCUGUUCCCGUGCACUGAGUGUGGGAAAUGUUUCACUAGGAAAGACAUCCUCAAACUGCACCAGAGGGUGCACACGGGGGAGCGGCCUUUCCAGUGUGCAGAGUGUGGGAAGAGCUUCACUCAGAAGGUGAAUCUCCUGACGCACCAGCGAUGCCACACGGGGGAGCGCCCGUUCGCCUGCUGUCAGUGCGGGAAGAGCUUUGCCCAGAAGGCCACACUCAACACACACCAGAAAAGCCACGUGCGUGAGAGGCGCUUUGCAUGUGCUGAAUGCAAGGAGAGCUUUGUCUCCAACAGGGACCUCACGAUGCACCAGAGGAUCCACACCAGGGAGCGCUCAUACAUGUGCAGCCAGUGUGGGAAAUGCUUCACGCAGCCGGGCAACCUCCUGACGCACCAGCGAGUGCACACGGGGGAGCGGCCGUUCACCUGCACCCAGUGUGAGAAAAGCUUCACCACCAACGGCAACCUCAAAAUGCACCAGUGGAUCCACACAGGGGAGCGGCCUUUCAUGUGCACUGAGUGUGGAAAAGGCUUCACCGCCAAGGCCACCCUCAGAAUGCACCAGUGCCUGCACAGCGGGGAGCGGCCCUUCAUGUGCACCGAGUGCGGCCAGGGCUUCGUUCAGAACGAAUUUCUGAAACUGCACAAGAGGCUGCACAUGGGAGAACAUCCAUUCUCCUGCCCCAUAUGUGGGAAGCGCUUCAUCAGCAAGGCCAUUCUGAAGGUGCAUGGCAGAGUGCAUGGCAGGACACACGGCAGGGAGCGGCUGUUCCCGUGCACUGAGUGUGGGAAACGUUUCACCAGGAAAGACAACCUCAAACUGCACCAGAGGGUGCACACGGGGGAGCGGCCUUUCCAGUGUGCAGAGUGUGGGAAGAGCUUCACUCAGAAGGUGAAUCUGCUGACACACCAGCGGCGCCACACGGGGGAGCGCCCGUUCGCCUGCUGUCAGUGCGGGAAGAGCUUCGCCAAGAAGGGCACGCUCAGCACGCACCAGAAAAGCCACGUGCGUGAGAGACUCUUUGCAUGUGCUGAAUGCAAGGAGAGCUUUGUCUCCAACAGGGACCUCACGAUGCACCAGAGAAUCCACACCAGGGAGCGCUCAUACAUGUGCAACCAGUGUGGGAAAUGCUUCACGCAGCCGGGCAACCUCCUGACGCACCAGCGAGUGCACACGGGAGAGCGGCCGUUCACCUGCACCCAGUGCGAGAAAAGCUUCACCACCAACGGCAACCUCAAAAUGCACCAGCGGAUCCACACGGGGGAGAGGCCCUUCACAUGCACCGUGUGUGGAAAGGGCUUCACCACCAAGGGGACGCUGCAAAAACACCAGAGAGUUCACACGAGGUGGAAGCAGCUCGCGUGUGCCAGCCCGAAUCUGGAAGGGCUUUCCCAGCCCAUACUCCAGCAAGACUCCCACUGACGCAGGAAUGACCACACUGGAUCAGACCCAAGGUCCCACCAGCCCAGCUGCUCUGACAGUGAGCAGCAUCAGAUGCAUCGGAGGAAGGUGUAAGAAUUGCAUACUAGGCAAAUGUAGGAUAAUCUGCCCCCCCACUCCUGGCCAAUAUUAGGUCUCCUCCUAAUCAUUAGAAAGUUGCUUAAACCCUGAAGUACAAGGUUUAAUAUCCCUUCAAAAUAUCUGUUAGCAUUAAUUAUAACUCUGGAUAUCUUUGUUCAAUAAAUGUUUUUAACCUUU